CCUAAUCGUGGCUUAAAUGUUUUGUAAUACAUAAUGUGAAAUUUUAAACUUUAGUAUAAGUGAAAAUAUUAAAUAAUAAUGUUAUAAAUAUAAAGCACUCAAAUUUAAAAUGAAUAAAAUGUAUAAAGUUGCUGUGGCCAUGUCAGGCGGUGUUGAUAGCGCUGUAAGUGCAUUACUUUUAAAAAAUAAAGGUUUUGAUGUUGUAGGUGUUUAUAUGAAAAAUUGGGAUCAAUUUAAUGAAUUGGGAUAUUGUUCAGGAGAAAAAGAUUUAAUUGAUGUGCAAAACGUAUGCAAAAAAUUAGGGAUUGACUUAUACGAAGUUAAUUUCGUCAAAGAAUAUUGGAAUAAAGUUUUUUGUGACUUUUUAGAUGAUUAUCAAAACGGUUUAACUCCAAAUCCAGAUCUUUUAUGCAACAAGCAUAUCAAAUUUGAUGACUUUUAUAAAUAUUGCUUCAGCAAAUUUCAAGUAAAUGCCAUUGCUACUGGUCAUUAUGCAAGAUCAUCUUUUGGAACAUAUUUAGAAAAUUGUAGAGAUAACACAGAAGUUAAACUGCUAAAAGCGAAUGAUGAUUUCAAGGACCAAACAUUUUUCUUAUCCUGUAUUCGGCAAGACUCCCUAAAAAGAACAAUGUUUCCUGUAGGCAACAUGUACAAAAAAGAUGUGAAAAAAAUUGCUGAAUUGAAUGGACUUCAUGAAAUGGCAAGGAAAAGGGAAAGCACUGGAAUUUGCUUCAUUGGGGAUAGAAAUUUCCAAAAUUUUAUAUCACAGUAUGUAGACCCAGUUCCAGGGGAUUUUAUAGAUAUUGAUUCUGGAAAAACUGUGGGUAGGCAUAAUGGAAUCCAUCAAUGGACAAUCGGACAGCGUUGUCGAAUACCUGGUUGUGUAAAGCCAUUUUUUGUUGCAAUGAAAGAUGUUCAACAAAAAAUAAUAUACGUAGCAGCUGGAACAGAGCACCCUUCCCUCUUUUCAAAAAUUGUUUAUACAUCGAAGCCUCAUUGGAUAAGAAAUGUGGAAAUCAACCCUAAUAAAUUUUACGAAUUUAGAUUUCAACACACAAAACCAUUAGUCCGGUGCAAAAUAAAAGAAGAGAAUAAUGGUUUGAAAAUAACUUUAGCUAGUUUUUUAAGAGCUAUCACACCGGGUCAGUAUGCGGUUAUAUACUCAGAAGAUGAAUGUCUUGGCAGUGCAAGAAUUUUACCUUCAAAAUAGAUUAUAACUGAAAAGAUUAUAAACUGUUUUGCCAAACAUAAAAUAACCAAUUAAAACUGACUGAGCCAUUCAUUGAUGGUUGAAAAAAAAUAUUAGGCUUUACAUUAAAUUUUUAAU
Condylostylus longicornis is the source of this 1327-nucleotide messenger RNA. RefSeq names its product mitochondrial tRNA-specific 2-thiouridylase 1. Gene Ontology annotation, molecular function: sulfurtransferase activity. The coding region runs from base 110 to 1210 and encodes 366 amino acids. The record is from RefSeq and is a predicted model, not a curated record. NCBI's taxonomy places the organism in Eukaryota, Metazoa, Arthropoda, Insecta, Diptera, Dolichopodidae. Gene Ontology annotation, biological process: tRNA wobble position uridine thiolation. Gene Ontology annotation, cellular component: mitochondrion. The transcript has 6 exons.